This is a messenger RNA of Orcinus orca (killer whale), 879 nucleotides long. It is a transcript of the gene TTR, whose product is annotated as transthyretin. Gene Ontology annotation, molecular function: thyroid hormone binding. The record is from RefSeq and is a predicted model, not a curated record. Gene Ontology annotation, biological process: purine nucleobase metabolic process. NCBI's taxonomy places the organism in Eukaryota, Metazoa, Chordata, Mammalia, Artiodactyla, Delphinidae.
AAUGUCAUUCCAUGUGAGAUAAGUUAUUACAGUUUGCAUCUAUCACUUAAAAUGAAUGAUGAAAUGUAUAGAAAAUGGAAAACAUGCAUAGAAAUAAUAGGUAGGGAGGAAUAAAAUCUCCAAGAAUGUUGCUGCAUCCAGCCACGCAUGGAGAAGGGUAUUUUUGUUUGUUUUGAUUGUUUUGUUUUGGUCAUCUAGCUGGUCAAAUGACCUGUUAAGAAUAUUUCAUAGAGCUAAUGUUCUGAUGCUCUAAUCUGUCUAGGCAAGUUUCAUAUUUGUGUGGGUUACUUAUUCUCCCUUUGUUGACUAAGUCAGUAGUCAGAAUCAGCAGGUUUGGAGUCAGGUUGGCAGGGCUCAGGAGGCUGGCUGGGGAGAAGUGAGUAUAAAAGCCCGAAGCUGGGAGCAGCCCUUCUCAGAGACCCACCAGUCCUCGGCAGAAUGGCUUCUUCCCGUCUGUUCCUCCCUUGCCUCGCUGGACUGGUAUUUGUGUCUGAGGCUAGCCCUGUGGCCUCUGGUGAAUCCAAGUGUCCUCUGAUGGUCAAAGUCCUAGAUGUGGUCCAGGGCAUUCCUGCUGUGAACGUGGGCGUGCAAGUGUUCAAAAAGGCUGCUGACGAGACCUGGGAGCCGUUUGCCUCGGGGAAAACCAGUGAAUUUGGGGAGCUCCAUGGGCUCACAACAGAUGAAAAACUUGUAGAAGGAAUAUACAUAGAAUUAGACACCAAAUCCUACUGGAAGUCACUUGGCUUUUCCCCUUUCCAUGAAUAGGCAGAGGUGGUGUUCACAGCCAACGAGUCUGGCCACCGCCACUAUACCAUCAUGGCCCUGCUCAGCCCCUGCACCUACUCCACCACGGCCCUCAUCAGCAGCCCCAAGGAGUGA